Messenger RNA from Pelobates cultripes (western spadefoot toad), 450 nucleotides. NCBI's taxonomy places the organism in Eukaryota, Metazoa, Chordata, Amphibia, Anura, Pelobatidae. The record is from the annotation of a GenBank genome assembly.
AUGGUAUCCGUUCUCAAAGCCUUCUUCACAUCAGAGCUUGCGGUGCUGAAGGAAGAACUGGGCACACUGACAGGUCGGAUAAGAGUCACGGAGGACGAAGUUCACAAUCUGCGGGUCAAACAAGACUACACAACAAAACAAGUGCUGGAGAUCUCCACCAAGUACGAACAACUGAACACACAAGUCGGACAACUAGAGGACUCAGCACACCAGAGUAAUCUGAAGGUGAACUGCCGCAAUUUAUCCGAAGGCUGUUCUCUGCUUUAUUACCGCCAAAACAGGCCAAGGGACUGUCACUUGAUGGACUAUUCCGCAUACCAGCGCAACCCUGCAAUAACCACACUAAAGCUAGAGAAGUCAUCUUGUGCUUUUAAUCUCACACCGACAAAGAGAGCGUCCCGCAGGCGACUAGAGGACAAAACCCAUACACCUUCGAAACACACUCCCUGA